AUGUCAUUCGACGAGCUUUAUGAGAGUUGUUUUCGGAACGCAUCGCUUGUAAGGGUCCCACAGGGAAAACCGACGAAGGACGAUGCCUCGUAUUUGGUGACGCUCGAUCAUGUCAUGAACAGCAGCCGUUACGUGGUGUUUUUUCUGACUGCUGGUGCGAAAGGGGCCGAUUUGAGCUUGAAACUUGACAAUAUGAUACGUAAGAAGAAUGAGAAAGGCGACAAGGAUAAAGUUCAGAACUCACCGGCACGUAUACGUCGUUUCUUCAGCAUGAAAAAGAAGAAGAAGAAGGAUAGCAAUGGUAGCAGCGACACCUCUCUGAUUUCGGUUGUUCUUAUUGACACGGAUUAUCGUUCGAACUCCGAGGAAAGUUCCUCGUCACAGCUUGCACAACCUGGCUGGUAUGUGUACGCACCACAGCUGCUGGCUACAAAGAGUCGACUUCUACGAGCGUUAGGUUUCGAAUUCCCGCCAUCACUAAUAAUUGUCGAUACGGCUUCAAGGAGUGUGGUGACAACAGAAGGACGACGAUUACUGGUUGAUGACGUGAAUGGGACAUCAUUUCCAUGGUGGCCACCAGCUGCGCUAGAAGUACUAAAGGGCAACAUUUUACGCCGAGUAAAUGGUACAGUGGAGACAUCAGACUUUUCGACAAUCAAAACAACUGUUCGUGGGCUCUUAUUUGGAGCACAAUGGUGUCCCCCAUGCCGCCAGUGGGUGAAACAACUGGUACCUGUCUACGAGCAAAUGAAAGCGAAUGGAAUCUCAUUAGAAAUCAUCUUUUGUUCAUCGGACAGGACCCAAGAGGCUUUCGAUCAAUUCACAGCACAGAUGCCAUGGCCUGCGUUUGCCUAUGAUCCCUCCAAAACCACAGCCUUGACAAGGGUCUACAACAUAAGCGGAAUCCCAUCUUUGAUUCUUCUGGACUCGUCUGGUAGAGUGAUCACUAAUCAUGGUCGGUCGUCUUUACUGGAAGAUCCGGCUGGUCGUUAUUUCCCAUGGGGUCCUCGUCCAUUGUAUGAGCUUAACGAAUAUACCGUCUGCCGCCUCAGAGAUGAGCCAUCGUUGAUUCUUUUCACAGAAGGCUCGACCGAUGACAUUCAAUUCUCUCUGUCUGUGAUGGAUGCGCUGUCGAAACGAUUAUUUGAAGAACGUAUGAAAAUUGAAGAACGACGUCUGGAAGAGGCCGAAAAGAAGUGUGAUGAAAACGCUGAACAAGAAGGAAAUGGACUAUCCAAAUCGGCUAGUAGCGAAGACUCGACUGGCUCGGAUUUACCGAUACCCCCACAAGCUGACCCAUUGCAACUUCUUUACACAGGAGAGGAUCCAAUAUGUGACCACAUUCUUGAGUCGAUCCUCGGUCUUGGUGAUGUUGAGCUGCCAUUGAUCUGCAUUGUUGAUGGCCUGGCCGGCCAUCUAUGUGUCUGUGAUCGUCCUGACGUCUCUGAAGCUGUGCUGGACGAGUUUGUUGCUGAAUAUCGGGCUGGCAAACUCCAAUGGACUCCACUGCCGGCUGCCAACCAAAAUGCGCCAAAAAGUGUCGGUGGCAUUCCGAGUGCUAUCAUCGAACAGGCUCUUAUCAGUCAUUCUCCAUCGCAGAAUUCCAUGGGUGGUGCUAAAGAAGAGGUGAAAGCCGUCUAA
Messenger RNA from Haemonchus placei, 1641 nucleotides. The record is from the annotation of a GenBank genome assembly. NCBI's taxonomy places the organism in Eukaryota, Metazoa, Nematoda, Chromadorea, Rhabditida, Trichostrongylidae.